AUGUAUUUCGAUAAGGAAAUAUUUUUAUGGCACCAUAGUGCCAACACUAAUAUAACUAUAAAAAUCGGCACCGUUAGAGAAAUAGUCGACCAAACUAUUAGUAAUUGCAAUUUAGGUGACCCACAAGCCCUGAAACUCUUUGCAGAAAUUCUAGAGCAUGUUCUAAAGCCCCGGGAUAAAAAAAAUCUAAUUACGGAAAUUCUUGAUGUCUAUUUCACCCUAGAAGAAACCGCAGAAGAUGAUAAAACUGACACUGAGAUCACCCUGAAAAGCCUGAUCGACGGAUACAUGGAAACGUUGGAAAAUUGGAUGCCUAAACCAAAGGAACUUGAAAAUCCCAAACCAGCAAAUCGUGGAUACUGUUAUCGAAAUGGAACUAGCAUUGAAAAGAAUGAGAAUAAAAGGGACAUCGACGAUGACGAAACUGCGAAUGAAAUUUUUGAUGAAAUCCGUCGUGGGUCUUGCUAUCGAAAUGAUACCAAUCUUGAAUUUGGAAGGAGGAAAGUGGAUACCAAGAAUGUUGAUGAAGAUAAAGAAGAUUGUAGAACGUUAGUAGGCGACGAUGAAGUAUUUGAA
Racocetra fulgida is the source of this 576-nucleotide messenger RNA. NCBI's taxonomy places the organism in Eukaryota, Fungi, Glomeromycota, Glomeromycetes, Diversisporales, Gigasporaceae. The record is from the annotation of a GenBank genome assembly.